This is a messenger RNA of Cadophora gregata, 1273 nucleotides long. RefSeq lists its product as uncharacterized. The coding region runs from base 254 to 976 and encodes 240 amino acids. The record is from RefSeq and is a predicted model, not a curated record. NCBI's taxonomy places the organism in Eukaryota, Fungi, Ascomycota, Leotiomycetes, Helotiales, Ploettnerulaceae. The transcript has a single exon. Gene Ontology annotation, biological process: kinetochore assembly; replication fork processing; resolution of meiotic recombination intermediates. Gene Ontology annotation, cellular component: FANCM-MHF complex; Fanconi anaemia nuclear complex.
UGAACCUCGCGUCUCUUCCGCAACGCGUCAAGCACCCCUCCUGAAAACUUCAAGACAGCCACGCACUCCUCCACGCUCCGAUAUUCCUUCACGCAACGAUACGUAUACCGGUCAAGCUCGUCUUACCGAGGAACCUAUUCCUACUACAAGUGACGGGCUUCUUCUAAUAAGGAAGUCGUCAUUCAGACCUCUCCAAUCGACAUACUGAGGGGCAUCCUCGUCGGAUUACGAGCCACGAUCCAGAGCAGCAGCAAUGCCACCUAAGCCCUUCAAUCCUCCAAGACCAACAUCCAAUGCCCCCUUACCAGGCGCAAAACCGCGUGGCCGCCCGAAGGGCUCCACGAACAACCCCUCCACAACAACAAAACGCAAGUCUGCGAAUACGCUUGAGAAGCCCUCGAAAUCCAAAUCCAAAACAACUACCAAAGAGAAGGAGAGAGAAGGGACAAGCGGUUUUGGGAGACCGCGUGUCUCAAAUGCAAGCACGGUGUUUGAUGUAGCCAGUAGUGACGAAGACGAGGACGAUGAGGAAGAGGAUACAGAGAUGGGCGAUGGAGAAGAUGUAGCAGAAGACGACGACGAUCCAUUCUCAAGCCAGCCAUUACCAGCCACGGCUUCAGCACGUCGGAAGUCCUCUUCAAAAGCAAACGGCGAUUCUCAGCAAGAAGCCGGCGCAGGUCUAAUAUCUAAUCGGCAAACCUCCAUCCCACCCGACCUCAUCAAUGUCCUCCUGCACGGUUUCUUCCAGCAUGAUAAUACGCGUAUGAGUAAAGAUGCCAAUGCGGCUGUAGGAAGGUAUAUUGAGACUUUUGUUAGGGAGGGUUUGACGAGGGCGGAUUAUUGGAAGAAGCAUGGCUGGGAGGAGGGCGGUGUGAAUGGAUAUUUGGAUGGCACAGAGGUGGGAGGAGGGGAUGGGGCGUAUCUUGAAGUGGAAGAUUUGGAGAGGUUGGCGCCGCAGUUGAUUUUGGACUUUUGACGAAGAUACGGGAAUGUGGAGUUGUACGAGUGGGAAAUUUAUGGAGGUGGUACUGGGCUAGGUUCAAAGCAAUUUGGGUGUUUGUAGUCUAGUCGGAUAUGUCACUUUUGAUUGAGAUGACUUUGAAACUUAUCAUUUGGUGUACUGGGGGCCUUUCAUCUUAUAAAAAAUCGGGGUAAACGUCAAUUGCGAUCGGUCGUUGAGAGUUAGUCUGCCUGGUAGCCUGUCGAGUACGUACAGUAAAGGUCAUACUUUAUGUCCCACUGCAUGUGAAAGCUACGGAUACACAGCAAUCAG